Molecule: messenger RNA, 4251 nt
Organism: Micropterus dolomieu (smallmouth bass)
Lineage: Eukaryota; Metazoa; Chordata; Actinopteri; Centrarchiformes; Centrarchidae
Product: carnitine O-palmitoyltransferase 1, liver isoform-like
Exons: 20
Coding region: 327-2681 (784 amino acids)
Biological process (GO): fatty acid metabolic process; carnitine metabolic process
Cellular component (GO): mitochondrion
Molecular function (GO): carnitine O-palmitoyltransferase activity
Source: RefSeq, a predicted model, not a curated record
CGCUGAAUGCAGCACCAGCUCCAUCCAGGCGGGAGCAUCUGUUGUACAGUUCAGUCGAGCGGAGGACCGAGGCUAAAGUAACUGGCACCGGGGACUCGAUCGACGUUGGAAGUUACAAGUCGGUUUCUGCUACUCUACAUUGACACCGACAUUUCGCCCCCGUGAGCAACAGCAACAACAGUUUUCUGAACACCGCAGAGCUGUUGACCUUUCACCUAGUUUACACACACUGGUCCUGCCUUCCUCUUUCCUCCCUUCCUGCUCUGAACGCACUCUACUGUUGAUCUGCGUGCCUUCCGUCUUCACUCUCCUCGUGCACAGUAACCAUGGCAGAAGCCCACCAGGCGGUGGCCUUCCAGUUCACCGUCACUGCAGAGGGCAUUGAUCUUCAGCUGUCUCACCAAGCCCUCACUGAGAUCUACCUCUCUGGUGUGCGCUCCUGGAAGAAGCGGAUCAUCAGACUCAAGAACAGUGUGGUAACAGGGGUAUAUCCUGCUAGUCCUUCCUCCUGGCUCUUUGUGGUCAUAGCAAUCCUGACUACUAUGUAUACUCGCUCCGACCCCUCCAUGGGACUCAUAGCCAAGAUACAGGAACACCUGCCAGUCAGCCAGUCUAUGAGUACCCAGUGCCAGGCGUUGGUGUCAGCAGUCCUCUUCAGCACCAUGCUAUGGCUCUUGCUCAUCUUCACCAUGCGCCUGUGCCUUAAACAGCUCCUCUCUUACCACCGCUGGAUGUUUGAACAGCACGGCAAGAUGUCCAACACCACCAAAGUCUGGGUGGCGCUGGUGCGGAUCUUUUCUGGCAGAAAGCCUCUGCUCUACAGCUACCAGGGUUCGUUGCCAAACCUGCCUGUGCCUGCCGUCAAGGACACCGUCAAGAGGUACUUGGAAUCGGUGCGUCCACUGUUGGAUGAUACGGAAUAUGAACGCAUGACCAAGCUGGCCACAGAGUUUGAGAGCAGCCUCGGUAAUCGCCUGCAGUGGUACCUCAAACUCAAAGCUCUCUGGUCCGCCAACUACGUUAGUGACUGGUGGGAGGAAUAUGUUUAUCUACGCAGCCGGAGCCCAAUAAUGGUCAACAGUAACUAUUACGGCAUGGACUUCUUGCAUGUGACACCGACACCCAUCCAGGCGGCCAGGGCAGGCAACCAAAUUCAUGCAUUCUUCCUAUACCGCCGCAAACUCAACAAAGAAGAGCUUAAACCUAGUCGUAUACCAGGCACUGUCAUUCCUCUGUGUUCAGCUCAGUGUGAGAGGAUAUUCAACACCACACGCACUCCUGGAGAGGAGACCGACACUCUGCAACAUUGGCAGGACAGUGACUACAUAGCGGUAUACCACAGGGGGCGCUACUUUCGUCUCAGGGUGUACCAGGCAGGCAGACUCCUUUCCCCCAGGGAGAUUGAAUUCCAAAUUCAGAGGAUCCUCGAUGACCCCUCACUGCCUUCCAAAGGAGAGGCCAAACUGGGGGCCCUGACUGCUGGAGAGAGAAUUCCAUGGGCUAAAGCCAGGGCAAAGUAUUUCAGCAGUGGGGUCAAUAAACGCUCUCUGGACUGCAUUGAGAGAGCCGCCUUCUUUGUGACCCUGGAUGAUGAUGAACAGGGCAUGAUGGGAGAUGACCCGGCAGCUAGUUUAGAUCGCUAUGCCAAAUCUUUGUUACAUGGGAAAUGUUAUGACAGGUGGUUUGACAAGUCCUUCUCGGUGGUUUACUUCAAGAAUGGAAAGAAUGGCUUAAAUUGUGAGCACUCAUGGGCUGAUGCACCAGUGUUAGCACACUUAUGGGAGCACACAUUGGCCAUCGACUGUUUCCAGCUCGGUUACAAUGCAGAGGGUCACUGCAAAGGAGAAGUGGAUUCGUCAUUACCACAACCACAGAAGCUGAACUGGGAAAUCCCUCCAGAAUGUGAGGAGCAGAUCUCCCAGUCUCUGGCAGUGGCCCAGGCCCUGGCUGACGAUGUGGACUUCCACGUUUUUGUCUUUAGAGACUUUGGCAAAGACAAGAUCAAGAAGUGUCGAGUCAGUCCAGAUGCCUUCGUUCAGUUGGCUCUUCAGUUGGCCAACUACAGGAACCGGAAGAAGUUUUGUUUGACGUAUGAAGCCUCCAUGACCCGUCUGUUCAGGGAGGGCAGGACCGAGACUGUUCGCUCCUGUACCAAUGAGAGCAGUGCCUUCGUCCGAGCGCUGGAGGGUGGAGAGGCAGCAGAUGUGUGCAGGCGUUUGUUCCACGCAGCGUCAGAGAAGCACCAGAAUCUUUACCGCUUGGCUAUGACUGGAGGUGGCAUCGACAGACACCUCUUUUGCCUCUACGUGGUGUCCAAAUACCUCGGAGUGGAGUCUCCUUUCUUGAAAGAGGUGCUGUCUGAGCCCUGGCGGCUGUCCACCAGUCAGAUUCCAUUCCAGCAGCUACAUAUGUUUGACUUGGUCAACCACCCAGAGUAUGUCUCCUGUGGAGGGGGCUUUGGUCCGGUGGCUGAUGACGGUUAUGGGUUGUGCUACCAAGUUCUGGGAAAUUAUGUGAACUUCCACAUCGCGUGCAAACACUCAUGUCCAGACACUGAUGCCCAUAAAUUCGGUGCUGAGAUCAGAAAAGCCAUGAACGGACUGCUACAGCUGCUGAGCCCCAACGAAAAAGAGCCCAACAAGACAGAAGAGAAUCGGCCAGAGGUCAAGAAAGACCUGUAGGCGGUUACUCGGGGAAUGGAUGCUGAAGGGAAGGUGUGCAAGCAUACAUGUUACACUAUGAUGUGAGGAAAGACAGGGUUUUUUUCCCCUCAUGCAUCCUCAUGGAGUAACUGAUGUUGUGUUUUUACUGGUUCGCAUCUAUAUUUGUGUACGUAUAUUAGCAGUGUGGUAGGUGUGUGAGAAGGAAAAUGAUUCCGUAGAAUAAUAAAUCAAGCGGUGUGAUUCAAGGACAGGUUUAUUGGUUUAGUUUAGUUUUAACAGUCAAACUAUUGGGGGGAAAAAUAUAAUCAUGAACCUAAAAUGAGCAAGUUAUUAUCGUAAACGGGUUUUACUAUUAGAAAGAGGCCAGUAUGAAUUGCACCACUAAAAAGUUAGAAUUAGAAAAUUGUAACACUUCACCUUAUUGCAGGACAUUUUAAAAUUGAAGUCUGAAGCAUUAGCAUGGAGAGAAAACAUGCAGGACUGUUGAGGUGAUUUUAGUUUACACCGUCUGAAUGCAACAUUGCUGUAACAGUGACACCUGGUAUUUUAAAAUCUUGGAAGUCUGUGACUUCUAAGUGUUUACUCAGUAUGUAUAAAUUUGCUUUGUACAAAAACACACGAUUGUAAUGCUGUGCUGAGAGUGCCAAGCAGUUUAUACAGGUAGUGAAAUGAUGUGGCUCUGUUCAGUUCAUAGGUUAGCAAUACUGUUUGAAUCGUAUUAUAUUUGUUUGUCAUUUCUGCUGCUAGAUGUGUCUCCCACAUCAAAACAGUAACAAAAGAUGUAGUUUGAUGACGUUGUGACAUAUGGUGAGAGUUGUUGUCUUCAUUGUUAAACAACCACCAGAUCUGUCUGACGUGAUAGAAAGCAUGUUCACGGUCGAAGUGUUUGUAUUAAAAGUUUUAUUCAUGUUACGUUUAGUCACGUUUCCCAACUUCCUUCACUCUUCAGUGUUUCCCGGAAGUUAUAGCAACUAGCCGGUUACCUUGAAUAAAAUUUCUGAUUUCUCCGGGUUUGAACACAGUUGGGAACAUAAGGGACAAUGUAAGUACACAAAUCAACACAAUAUGUAACAUAGUUUUAGUUGUUUUUAGACAUAUUAAUGGGAAAUGUUAAACCUUUCAGUGCCAACUCACCCAGGAAAUAACUUUUAUUUUAUUUACAUUCAAACAUUAUUAUUCAAACUGUAAAAAAAAUAAUGUAGGUCAGUUUAUCUUUCAGAGGUCAGUUAAAUAAGUUAAAAACUACUGAAAUGAACUUGUUAUUUCACUGCCAGUUAUAAAUCUGUUUGUAUUUUAUAUUUUCAUCACUGUGUUUAUAAACAAGCACCAUAAUGCAUAUAAUAUUAUGUUCAGCUAUUCAGUCUCAAGCAGUACUGUGGGUCAGAUGUGGAUUACACGUUAAGUGAGCCAAGCCAUCAGAUUCAAAUGAUGGUGAGUUACCAGUGACGCAGAUUCCUGUUUUUCUCCUCUUUUUUUUUUUUAUUGUUGUUUUCACUCCAGAUCAAUUGAGCUUGUCUCAUUGUAUUGCUAUUGUCAGCCUUUUUUAAUGCAAAUUAUUAGUGAACAUAAAAUCAUUAUUAAAGAAAAA